UGUGGGAACCACUGGACAAGGGUAGAGGUGGGGACCACAGUUUUCCCUUAUGGAAUUUUGGCGUGCGACAUGCCUCUCCCCCAGACCCAGUGCUUGCUCCCUUCGGGGAAGCCGUUGGGUGUCCCCUAAGACCACUUGGAAAUCUCCUCCUCUAUUUUCCCGCAUUUGCAAGACGUUUUCUCCUGAUAAGGGGAGGGGGCUACUGAGGAAAGAGAGGCUCCUGUCUCCCACCCAGUGUUGGGUGGUCCAAGAAAUGGGACAGCAGAGGCCCAUUGUCCCAGCCCUGGCUCUGCUGUCAACAAACCGUGUAAGGAACUAUGUGUGACCUUGGUCGGUUCCCGAUUCUGGUCCCCGGCCCCCAGCAGCGCCUGCCCCCUUCCCACCGGGGCCCCCCAUGAUGCCACCACCCUUCAUGCCCCCUCCAGGGAUCCCCCCACCCUUUCCUCCGAUGGGGCUACCCCCCAUGAGUCAGAGACCACCAGCCAUCCCUCCCAUGCCUCCUGGCAUCAUGCCCCCAAUGCUUCCACCAAUGGGGGCGCCACCUCCGCUCACACAGAUACCAGGAAUGGUACCUCCCAUGAUGCCAGGAAUGCUGAUGCCAGCGGUGCCUGUCACCGCAGCGACGGCUCCGGGUGCGGACACCGCCAGCUCUGCUGUGGCUGGGACAGGUCCUCCAAGGGCCCUAUGGAGUGAGCAUGUGGCCCCUGAUGGGCGCAUCUACUACUACAAUGCUGACAACAAGCAGUCCGUGUGGGAGAAGCCCAGCGUGCUCAAGUCCAAGGCGGAGCUGCUUCUGUCCCAGUGUCCCUGGAAAGAAUACAAGUCAGAUACAGGCAAACUCUACUACUAUAACAACCAGAGUAAGGAGUCCCGCUGGACCCGGCCCAAGGACCUGGAUGACCUGGAGGCUCUAGUCAAACAAGAGACUGCAGGGAAACAGCAGCAGCAGCCACAGACACUACAGCCACAGCCUCCUCAGCCACAGCUUGACCCCCCGCCUGUGCCUCCUGGUCCCACCCCAGUGCCCAUGGGCCUCCUGGAACCUGAGCCAGGUGGAAGUGAAGAUUGUGAUGUGUCAGAGGCUGCCCAGGCCCUGGAGCAGGGGAUCCUGCAGCAGCCGGAGGAGGGCCCCAGCAGUUCUGCUGGGCAGCAUCAGCCACCACAGCAGGAUGAGGAGGAAUCAAAGCCAGAACCAGAGAGGACUGGCUUCAGUUGGAGCAACCGAGAGAAGGCAAAGCAAGCAUUCAAGGAGCUGCUGAGGGACAAGGCUGUCCCCUCCAAUGCCUCGUGGGAACAGGCCAUGAAGAUGGUGGUCACCGACCCCCGCUACAGUGCCUUGCCCAAACUGAGUGAGAAAAAGCAGGCAUUCAAUGCCUACAAGGCGCAGCGGGAGAAGGAGGAGAAGGAGGAGGCCCGGCUAAGGGCCAAGGAGGCCAAGCAGACACUGCAGCAUUUCCUGGAGCAGCAUGAGCGCAUGACCUCCACCACCCGCUACCGGAGGGCAGAGCAGACCUUCGGGGAGCUAGAGGUCUGGGCUGUGGUCCCUGAGAGGGAUCGAAAAGAGGUUUAUGAUGAUGUCCUCUUCUUCCUGGCCAAGAAGGAGAAGGAACAGGCCAAGCAGCUGCGGCGCCGUAACAUCCAGGCCCUGAAGAGCAUCCUGGAUGGGAUGAGUAGUGUCAACUUCCAAACCACAUGGUCCCAGGCCCAGCAGUACCUCAUGGAUAACCCCAGCUUUGCCCAGGACCAUCAGCUACAGAACAUGGACAAGGAAGAUGCACUGAUCUGCUUUGAGGAGCACAUUCGAGCUUUGGAGAAAGAAGAGGAGGAGGAGCGGGAGCGGGCCCGGCUUCGGGAGCGGCGCCAGCAGCGCAAGAACCGGGAGGCCUUCCAGACCUUCCUGGACGAGCUGCACGAGACAGGGCAGCUGCACUCUAUGUCCACUUGGAUGGAGCUGUACCCAGCGGUCAGCACUGAUGUCCGCUUUGCCAAUAUGCUGGGCCAGCCGGGCUCCACCCCUCUGGACUUGUUCAAGUUCUAUGUGGAGGAGUUGAAGGCACGAUUCCAUGAUGAGAAGAAGAUCAUUAAAGACAUCCUUAAGGACCGGAGCUUCUGCGUGGAGGUGAACACAGCUUUUGAGGACUUCGCCCACAUCAUAAGCUUUGACAAGAGGGCUGCUGCGCUGGACGCAGGCAACAUCAAGCUGACCUUCAAUAGUCUGCUGGAGAAAGCAGAGGCACGGGAGAGGGAGCGGGAGAAGGAGGAGGCCCGGAGGAUGCGGCGCAGGGAAGCUGCCUUUCGAAGCAUGCUGAGGCAGGCCGUGCCUGCUCUGGAGCUGGGCACUGCCUGGGAAGAGGUCCGUGAGCGCUUUGUGUGCGACUCAGCUUUUGAGCAGAUCACCCUGGAGUCGGAGCGGAUCCGACUCUUCCGGGAGUUCCUGCAGGUGCUGGAGACUGAAUGCCAGCACCUCCACACCAAAGGCCGAAAACAUGGCAAAAAGGGCAAGAAGCACCAUCGCAAGCGUUCCCACUCACCCUCAGGCUCUGAGUCGGAAGAGGAGGAGCUGCCCCCACCGUCUCUCCGGCCCCCCAAGCGGAGGCGGCGGAACCCCUCAGAGUCUGGCUCUGAGCCCUCUUCCUCGCUUGACUCGGUUGAGAGUGGGGGUGCUGUCCUUGGAGGACGGGGCUCCCCAUCCUCCCGCCUUCUCAUUGGGUUAGAUCAUGGCCUCCGGAAAGCCAAGAAACCAAAAAAGAAAAAUAAGAAGAGAAGACACAAGUCGAACAGUCCCGAGAGUGAGACAGAGCCUGAGGAGAAGGCUGGCAAGGAGAGCGAUGAGAAAGAACAAGAACAAGACAAGGACAGGGAGAUCCGGCGGGCAGAGCUCCCUAACCGCUCCCCAGGCUUUGGAAUCAAGAAAGAGAAGGUGAGAAGCAGGUGCCCAGGCCAGGCCACACUCUAUCUGUGCCUCCAUGGCUCUCGGUGGAGGUCCUGGGUCAGCCAUGCCUGUGCUCCAGCAGACAGGCUGGGACACGUCGGAAAGCGAGCUGAGCGAGGCUGAGCUGGAGAGGCGUCGGCGGACACUCCUGCAGCAGCUGGAUGACCACCAGUGACCCAGCGGGCUGCUCUCCGCCCCGGUCUGUGUGAGGCUGUGGUUCCCAGGUCACACUCACUGUCUCCCCCAGACUGCUCCUUCAUCUGGUCUGUGUCCACUUUUCCUCAAGUCACCCCACCCCUGACACACCAUUGUUGGUACCUCUCUAGGUUGCUCUUGGUGUCCAAGGGUCCCCCACUUCCUGGACAACUAGUGCAGUUCUUGCCCUCAGCCCUAGACCAGAAAUUGGUGGUAUAUGCUGUGUGGGUGGGUGAUGCCAGUAGAUAAAAUGUGAGAGAAGGGGUCUCCAAGGAAGAGGGCCAGGCUGGUGGACACAGCCUGGGUGGCAGAGGGCAGGGUCCUUACCCUCCAGCAUCAGUGCCUGCUCCUGCCUGCCCUGGCCCUGGGGCUCCACCACUGCUUCCUCCAGCCCUGGGGUCCAGUAUACGUGUGUUUUGUUUUGUUUUUUAAAUAAUAUUUAUAACAUGG
This is a messenger RNA of Choloepus didactylus (southern two-toed sloth), 3577 nucleotides long. RefSeq names its product pre-mRNA processing factor 40 homolog B (gene PRPF40B). The coding region runs from base 395 to 3055 and encodes 886 amino acids. NCBI's taxonomy places the organism in Eukaryota, Metazoa, Chordata, Mammalia, Pilosa, Megalonychidae. Gene Ontology annotation, molecular function: protein binding; RNA binding. The record is from RefSeq and is a predicted model, not a curated record. The transcript is spliced from 25 exons. Gene Ontology annotation, cellular component: U2-type prespliceosome; U1 snRNP. Gene Ontology annotation, biological process: mRNA cis splicing, via spliceosome.